Aethina tumida (small hive beetle) is the source of this 1716-nucleotide messenger RNA. RefSeq names its product ethanolamine kinase (gene eas). The transcript has 7 exons. Gene Ontology annotation, cellular component: cytoplasm. Bases 568 to 1617 code for a protein of 349 amino acids. Gene Ontology annotation, molecular function: ethanolamine kinase activity. The record is from RefSeq and is a predicted model, not a curated record. Lineage: Eukaryota; Metazoa; Arthropoda; Insecta; Coleoptera; Nitidulidae. Gene Ontology annotation, biological process: phosphatidylethanolamine biosynthetic process.
CAAAGCUGAUAAAACCUCAGAUGUCUUCUCCACAUUGUAAAAAUACGUUUUUUAUAAAUAUUAGAAGGAUUCAGUAGAACAGUUGUUGUUAGCACGUGUUUGAUACCGGGCUGAGAUUUUCAUAGAUCGAAAUAUUUCUGUCGACGGAAUUUAUAGGCAAAAUCCGCCAACUGUAUUAUGAAUGGAGUCAAAUAAAAAUCUAUUUAUAGAACUUCUAUGGAAUAUACCGCAUUUUCGUAGUAUAACGUGAACGAAAGUGAGUGUCCAAGGUUUCAUUUUUUUCCUUUGUAUUUAUUGUUGUAGAACCUAUCGAACUAUGAAGUGAGUAUGUGUGGCAGAAAAAUGGAAGUAACAAUGACUUUUUAAUGUUCCACAAGUUGAAAUUCGUUGAUUGUGUGUUUUUACGUCGGAGGUCAGGAUCGGAGGCCCGUAUCAGUCCCGCAUUGGAGAAAUGUGUCUACAUCCGCACCGUCCAUUCAAACAAAUUGAACGCCUUAUCUGUUGCAUGUAAAUUGUAAACAGCGAAACAGUCGUGUCGAAACUUUGAACGAGGCGAACACGUACAACAUGGACUGUGUUCCGCACGUUAGCAUAACCGUUGAUGGGGAUGAAAUCGAACAGGGGGCCGGGGAGAUUCUGCAAGUUUUGAGGCCGCAGUGGAAAAAAUGUGAUAUUAAAUUUAAGUUGUUGACAGACGGUCUGACCAACAAAUUGGUGGGAUGUAAACUGAAGGACGCAUCAGAUGAAGACACAGUUCUAAUAAGGGUUUACGGCAAUAAAACAGAUCUUUUGAUAGACAGAAAGGCUGAAAGUCGGAACAUAAUUUUACUUAACAAAGUUGGUCUGGCCCCGGAACUCUACGCAACGUUCGAUAAUGGGUUAGCUUACAAAUUCAUUCCCGGCAGCACGUUAAAACCACACACGGUAACAGAUCCAGUAAUCUACAGAUUAGUGGCAAAACGCAUGGCCAAUUUACAUAGAGUACAAAUUCCUGAAGAGACAAUAAAUCGACCCAGUUUGUGGACCAAGACUCAAUCGUUCCUGGAUCUGGUUCCAGAAAUAUUUUCAGAUGCAAAUAAACACAAAAAAUUUGAAGAAACAAUCAUGUCCAAAAAAAGAAUCUCAGAGGAAGUACAGUAUUUGAAAGAGGUUUUGGGAAAACUCCAAAGUCCAGUAGUUUUUGCUCACAACGAUUUGCUUCUAGGAAAUGUAAUUUAUACAGAGGAGAAAGGCACUGUCAAUUUUAUAGAUUUUGAAUAUGCUGCACCAAAUUAUCAAGCUUUUGAUAUUGCCAAUCACUUUGCUGAGUUCGCAGGAGUUGAUGAGGUCGAUUACUCAAAAUACCCGAAUAAAGAACUACAGUAUGAUUGGCUAACAACCUACCUCAAAGAAUACAAUAAUCGAGUACCUUCAAUUUCAGAGGUCGAUAGACUUUAUGUGCAAGUGAACCAAUUUGCACUCAUGGCCCACGUUUUUUGGGGCAUCUGGUCGUUGUUGCAGGCCGAACAUUCUGAUAUCGAUUUUGAUUUCAUGGAUUACGGUGCGUUGAGGUUCAACGAAUAUUUGAAGAGGAAGGAAGAAUUUUUAGCUCUAAAUCUUCCCAAUGAUAUAGAUUGAAAUGUUGUGCAUUUUGUUAAACAGUGUAAAAUCUUAUGAUGUUACUAAGAAAAAAUGUUUUAUAGUAUGAUGAAUAUUACAAUAAAAACUUAAUAUUUA